AUGAAGCUUUCUGCUGUAGUACUCUGUACUAUGUGCGUCGGGGUAGCGGCAGCUGUCUCCUGUGAUGAUAUUUACCCUCAGUCGGCUGCAUUUUUUGGUUCAAUGGGCUGCGCAUCGGCCCUUGUUUUUGCCAACCUUGGUUCGGCCUACGGGACGGCGAAGGCGGGGGUGGGUGUCGCGCACCUUGGCAUCCUUCACGCGGAUCGAAUCAUGCGUGGCAUCGUGGCGGUCGUUAUGGCGGGUAUCCUUGGCAUCUACGGCCUGAUUGUCGCGGUGAUUAUUAAUAAUAAUAUCAAAACAGUUGAUAAAGGGUAUUCCUCUUUUGCAGGAUAUCUUCACUUUGGUGCCGGUCUCGCAGCCGGCUUGUCUUCGUUGGCUGCUGGUCUCUCUAUUGGUAUUGCUGGUGAUGCAUCAGCGCGGGCGUAUGGCAAACAGGAAAAGAUCUUUGUCGCCAUGAUUUUGAUGCUCAUUUUCGGUGAAGCAUUGGGUUUGUAUGGGCUGAUUAUCGCACUUCUAAUGAACAACACAGCGAACAAGGCAGUUGGCUAUCAGUGUACAUAAAUAAAGCAAUGUUAUGAAAAUUAUAAUUUUAUACACUGCACAUUUUUCAUUAUUGCAGGAGGUUUCUUAGAAAAA
Molecule: messenger RNA, 636 nt
Organism: Phytomonas sp. Hart1
Lineage: Eukaryota; Euglenozoa; Kinetoplastea; Trypanosomatida; Trypanosomatidae
Source: the annotation of a GenBank genome assembly